Messenger RNA from Hyposmocoma kahamanoa, 8045 nucleotides. It is a transcript of the gene Dscam1, whose product is annotated as Down syndrome cell adhesion molecule-like protein Dscam2. The transcript has 43 exons. Gene Ontology annotation, biological process: axon guidance; homophilic cell-cell adhesion; dendrite self-avoidance. The record is from RefSeq and is a predicted model, not a curated record. Bases 229 to 6483 code for a protein of 2084 amino acids. NCBI's taxonomy places the organism in Eukaryota, Metazoa, Arthropoda, Insecta, Lepidoptera, Cosmopterigidae. Gene Ontology annotation, molecular function: cell-cell adhesion mediator activity. Gene Ontology annotation, cellular component: plasma membrane; axon.
CAUUCCGCGUCUGUACCUCCGACGAGUCGGUCGUACCGCUCGUCUUUUGUGUGUGUUGUGGUUCCUUGUAUCUUAGGCGCCGCACGGAGCCGCCCUUCCAUCCUCGCAAAUUACGGGCAGUGCCCGGCCGCGCAGCGGCUCGUUGAUUUUUUUAUUAUUUGUAAAGUGCGUUUUUUUUUGUUCUGCCUGUGACAAAGUGUUCUGUGAAGUGUCCAAGUGACUGUCACCAUGGCUAUCGUCACCGGAAUUACCGCCCUCCUGGCGCUGAUCGCUUGCGGAUUAGUGCUCUGUGAGGAUGAGACUAUAGGCCCAAUAUUCAUAAAAGAACCUCCAAAUCGAGUGGACUUUAGCAACACGACCGGCGCCGUAGUGGAGUGUGCUGUCCGCGGAUCCCCACCUCCCGAUGUCAUCUGGGUACGAUCUGAUGGAACUGCUGUUGGAGAUGUUCCUGGACUUCGACAGGUGUUACCGAACGGCAACCUAGUCUUUCCACCGUUUCGCGCUGAGGAUUACCGGCAAGAAGUUCACGCUCAGGUCUAUGCCUGUCUCGCUAGAAACCCCGUUGGUACUAUUCAUUCCCGAGACGUUAAUGUCCGAGCUGUUGUCUCGCAAGCAUACGCUGUAAAUCUAUUAGAAGAGUAUGUCCUCAGAGGAAACGCAGCUAUAUUAAAAUGUCACAUACCCAGUUUCGUCUCAGAAUACGUUGUGGUUGUUUCAUGGAUCAUCAGUGAAGGUGAAGAGGAGCUCGAAAUCAAAUUAGAGUCUCCCAAAAAUUUUGAUGACGGCAAAUACUUGGUUCUACCAUCUGGUGAAUUACAUAUAAGAGAUGUAGGACCAGAGGAUGGAUACAAGUCAUACCAAUGUCGUACUAAGCACAGACUGACUGGUGAAACUCGUCUUUCUGCCACAAAGGGACGUUUAGUCAUCACUGAACCAAUCAGUUCUAAAUCACCUGCCUUUGCUUCCGAAGAUAAGUUAUCAUUUUUCAAAUUGAGGCCAGUGGGACACAGUUUAGCUUUACUUUGUCGGGCGCAGGGUUAUCCGGUUCCAAAUUACAGAUGGUACAAGUUUAUUGAAGGCAGCAGUAGAAAGCAACCAGUUACACUCGAUGACAGAGUAAAGCAGGUUUCAGGAACACUCAUAAUCAAAGAGGCUAAAGUGGAAGACUCUGGGAAAUAUUUGUGCGUAGUCAACAAUUCUGUUGGUGGUGAAUCGGUUGAAACCGUGCUAACAGUAACAGCUCCGCUAAAAGCAACAGUAGAACCGGCGACGCAAACGGUGGACUUCGGAAGACCAGCCGUAUUCACAUGUCGAUAUGAAGGAAAUCCUGUAAAGACUAUAACUUGGUUAAAAGAUGGCAAGGACAUGAAACACCACGACCCGAUUUUAAGGAUAGAAUCAGUGAAGAAAGAAGACAAGGGGAUGUACCAGUGUUUUAUUAGAAACGAUCAAGAAAGUGCUGGAGCUAGUGCAGAACUGAAACUUGGAGGAAGAUUCGAACCACCACUAAUCCGCCAUAGCUUUGGUGAGCAAACUUUGCGAUCAGGCCCGUCUCUCAGACUGAAAUGCGUCGCGUCUGGUAAUCCAACUCCCGACAUUGCUUGGCUCCUGGACGGCGACAAACUGAAUAGCGGAGAACGCUUGCAGAUAGGACAAUUCGUUACGGCUGAUGGCAACGUUGAAUCUCAUUUAAAUAUCUCUUCUGUACACACCAACGAUGGCGGAUUGUACUCUUGCAUUGCGUCUAGCAAGGUGGGAAGCGUGUCACAUUCAGCUCGCGUGAACGUCUACGGUCUACCCUACGUACGCCCCAUGAAGAAACGCCCUGUCGUCGCCGGAGACACCCUUAUCGCCCACUGCCCUGUUGCCGGCUAUCCCAUAGACUCUAUUGUUUGGGAAAGAGACGGAAGGGUACUGCCCAUUAACCGCAAGCAGAAAGUGUUCCCUAAUGGUACUCUAGUAAUCGAGAACGUGGAGCGAAUGAGCGACCAGGCCACCUACACUUGCGUUGCUAAGAACUCACAAGGUUACAGUGCAAGAGGAACUUUAGAACUUCAAGUUAUGGUUCCUCCAAAAAUAGCACCUUUUUCUGCCGGGUCAGAGCCGGCUUUUCUUGGUGAUUAUUUUGCACUUCAAUGCAUUAUAACACACGGCGAUCAACCGGUACAAAUCGAGUGGACGGUCAAUAAUAAGUCAGCUAACUCCCUCUCUGGAGCUCGCGUCAGUAACGUGGACCGAAGAAGUAGUGUUCUCACGAUAGAGUCAGUGGACGCGAAACACGCCGGCCUAUAUAAUUGUACAGCAAGCAAUGGUGCAGGCGUCGCUUCGCACAGCACGGAGCUUAUAGUAAAGGUUCCACCCGUGAUAGUGCCGUUCAAUUUCGGAGAGGUGCCAUCCAACCCUGGAGACACAGCGGUAGUAAACUGCGUUGUUACAAAGGGUGACUUGCCUCUCGAAAUAUCGUGGACGUUUAGCAGCGAGACAAUAGAUUCAACCCAGCAACGAGACAUCACAACGACUCCGCUAGGACCACGCGCCUCAGUACUCACCAUCAAUUCAGUGAGCGCUAACCACCAAGGAAACUACACAUGUAUUGUACAGAACGAGGCUGGCCGCGCGGAGUACGUGGCAACCCUCAUCGUAAAUGUUCCUCCUCGCUGGAUUCUUGAGCCUACAGAUAAAGCAUUUGCACAAGGCUCUGAUGCUAAAGUAGAAUGUAAAGCCGAUGGUUUUCCAAAGCCCCAAGUGACAUGGAAGAGGGCUGAAGGAGACACUCCUGGCGAUUACAAAGACCUUAAACCGAACAAUCCUAACGUGAAAGUUGAGGAUGGUACUUUAUCUAUUUCAAAUAUUCAAAAGACAAACGAAGGCUAUUACCUUUGCGAAGCCGUUAAUGGAAUUGGAUCUGGAUUGUCAGCUGUCAUUCUUAUUAGCGUUCAGGCUCCUCCACAAUUUGAGAUUAAGAUGAGGAAUCAAACUGCUCGACGAAGUGAACCCGCUGUACUACAAUGCCAAGCUAAGGGUGAAAAGCCCAUCGGUAUCAUUUGGAACAUGAACAACAAGCGACUUGAGCCUAAAUCCGAUCCCCGAUACACGAUCCGCGAAGAGAUUUUGCCUGGUGGUGUUGUAUCCGAUCUUAGUAUUCGGCGAACCGAACGAGCUGACAGUGCACUUUUCACGUGCGUCGCCACUAACGCUUUUGGCUCUGAUGAUACUAGCAUCAAUAUGAUUAUUCAAGAGGUACCUGAAACUCCAUACGGCUUAAAGGUGCUAGACAAAUCUGGCAAGACUGUUCAGUUAUCUUGGGCUGCUCCUUACGAUGGAAACUCGCCAAUCAAAAAGUACCUCAUUGAAUACAAACACGCUAAGGGCAACUGGGAAAAGGAUAUUGACAGGGUUCUCGUACCUGGUGAUACGACUGAGGCUGGAGUGUACAGGCUGCGCCCUGCCACCACAUACCACAUCAGGAUUGUCGCUGAGAAUGAACUAGGAACAUCUGAGCCUUCAGAAACUGUGACCAUCAUUACUGCUGAAGAGGCGCCCACUGGUCCACCACAAGACGUUAAAGUUGAUGCUGUGGACAAACAUACGCUUAGAGUUACGUGGAAACCACCACCACCUAAGGAUUGGAAUGGCGAACUCCAAGGGUACUACGUUGGUUAUAAACUGGCCUCAAGCAACAAGUCUUUCGUAUUCGAAACUGUUGAUAUCUCAAAGGAAUCUGGUAAAGAGCAUCACUUGGACAUUCUGAAUCUGAAAACCUAUACGCAAUAUUCAGUAGUCGUUCAAGCUUUUAACAAGAUGGGUUCUGGACCAGUUUCAACAGAAGUAAAGGCUUAUACCGCUGAAGGUGCUCCCUCUGCUCCACCACAAGAUGUGCUUUGCACUACCCUCACUGCCCAGACGAUUCGAGUUUCAUGGAUCUCUCCUCCUUUGGCUUCUGCUAAUGGACUUAUUAAAGCCUACAAGGUGGUCUAUGGACCCAGCGAAACUUGGUAUGACGAAAAGACAAAAGACACUAAGAUUACGGCUAGCAGCGAGACUAUUCUUCAUGGACUUAAAAAAUACACGAACUACUCAAUGGAAGUGCUUGCAACAACCAAUGGAGGUGACGGUGUCAGGUCUGCUCCUAUUCACUGCCAGACUGAGCAGGACGUACCCGAAGCACCACGAGCUGUGAAAGCGCUAGUUAUGGGACCUGAUUCGAUUCUCGUUUCCUGGAGGCCGCCAGCGCAGCCAAAUGGUGUUGUCACCCAUUACAACGUAUACACCCAAGCUCAGAACGCUGAACCUCAUCCUAACAAGGUACUAGCAUCUCAAACUAGCUACUCCGCAACUGAUUUAAAACCAGGCCGCUACGACUUCUGGGUCACUGCUUCUACAAUUAUUGGUGAAGGUCAACCGUCAGCCACAGCAUCUUGCAGCCCUAGCGACAAAGUGCCAGCAAAGAUUGCAUCUUUCGACGAGUCUUUCACUGCCACAUACAAGGAAGAUGUUAAAUUGCCCUGUCUCGCUGUAGGUGUACCUCCUCCUAACAUUCUAUGGAAGGUAAAAGGCCAGCCCCUAGAAGCAUCUGAGCGUGUACGACAACUGCCCGAAGGUUCGCUUCAAAUUGCUGGUGUAGCUCGUGAAGACGCUGGGGAAUAUUCAUGCCAUGUUGAUAAUCAGUUCGGCACUGACACUGUUACACACACACUUUCUGUCCUUGCACCACCAUUCCCACCGCAACUGAGCAUCGCGGCUUCCUCUGUAUCCUCGCUAACUCUUCGCCUGAAGCCUUCUGAAGAUGCCGACCAGUCGCCAGCUGCCGGCUACACCAUCCAUCAUAAACAGGAAUUCGGAGAUUGGGAAACUGUUCAGAUUCCUAGCAACACUGAUACCUACACUCUAGAAAACCUGCUGUGUGGUUCUAGAUAUCAGCUUUACGUAACUGCUUACAACGGAAUCGGCACCGGUGAAGCCUCAGACGUAGUAAUUGCUCGUACUCGCGGAUCCAAGCCUCCGGUGCCUCGCGCUGCUGAGUUUAUCGAAGUAGGAAGCUCAUCGGUGACCCUGCAUCUGAAACAGUGGCUAGACGGCGGUUGUCCCAUGAGCCAUUUCGUUGUGGAGAAUAAAAAGAAGGGUGCUGCUGAAUGGAACCAGAUUUCUAACACGGUGAAACCUGGCGGCAACUUUGUCGUACUCGACCUGGAACCGGCCACUUGGUAUGUGUUAAGAAUAACUGCACACAACAAUGCUGGCUUUAACGUCGCCGAAUAUGAGUUCGCUACGUUGACCAUGACCGGAGGAACCAUCGCUCCAUUGCCCGGCAACUCUUACGCAGGCAGGGAACUGCCCCCUUGGGUGAAGGCUUGGUUGGAACCAGAAGUCUUAGUCCCGAUCCUUAUGACUAUAGUAGUAUUCGUCGUGGGAGUGGUGGUGAUCUGCUUGACCUUAGCGCGUAGGAACACGCCUCACCGUCUGCGAGGUCAGAAGGACGUGUACUAUGAUGCAGUAUACAACGCGUCGCAAGCUGCUCUAGGUGGAGGCACUGGCACUUUGGACAAACGUGGUGGACUCCGUGAUGAACUUGGCUACAUUGCCCCUCCAAACCGCAAACUACCCCCCGUUCCUGGAUCUAACUAUAACACAUGCGAUCGUGUGAAGAGGCAGGCCGUCAUUAUGGGCGCGCACUCAACGUGGGACCCACGCAGGCAUCACUACGAGCGUGUGCGGAGGCCGCGCAUGCGCCGCGUGGGCUCGGGUGAUACUAUAUCGACAGGCAUGGAAGACGAAAUAUGCCCGUACGCAACGUUCCACCUGCUAGGCUUCCGCGAAGAGAUGGACCCGAGCAAGGCAUUGGCGUUUCCCCACCACCACGCAGCCCACGCUGGUACUCUGGCCCAUCCGCAUCCCCACCACCCGGCUCAUUCUCGAACUGGAUCUCAGAGCAUGCCCCGUGCCAAUAGCCGCUAUGCCCGCAAGAACUCUCAAGGAGGACAAAGCGCCAUCUACUCGACUGCUCCUGAAUACGACGACCCGGCCACCUGCGCUGAAGAGGAUCAAUACCGCGCCCGCUACUCCCGCCCCAUGUACGCCUGCGGUCCCGAGUACGACGAACCUGCUUGCUGCGCUCCGGAAGACGAACAAUACACCGGCGCUUACGGCACUCCCUACUCUGAUCACUAUGGCUCGCGCCCUAGCAUUGGAACUCGCAAGUGCGGCGGAUCCCCCGAGCCUCCCCCACCACCACCCCGCAAUGCCAACAACGAUAACAACUGUUCCUCCUCUUUCAACGAGAGCAAGGAUUCCAACGAGAUCUCCGAAGCCGAAUGUGACCAGCCACGCAACUAUCCUGAAGACGUCAGGGCCCACACUGCCAAGGACGGCUUGCACAGCGAGGAAAUGAGGAAACUCAUUGACAGACCAGAAGCAAGCACCCCAAUCCCCCAGCAAGCAGUCCACGGGCGGGGACUCACAGCCUACGAUACUGUGGCAGUGUAACUUGUAAACUGCAGACGCGAACACCAACACAGAUUUCUCAUUUCCCAUCAACCAUUGCCAUUUUGCUUUGGCGAUGUCACUCGCUUCUUCUAUUAUACUUUCUAAGUAGUUUCAGUAAUUUCUGUAUUCCAUAUAAGCUUCAGGACAGCAGUAUUGUGCUCAGUGUACUCGUGCCAAAUCUACAUUAUUUUUACCAAAUUUUUCAUUGUGUAUCGCGUUUCUGUGUAACGUUUAUUUUUAAAUUUACCCCAACUUAGUUGGCUGGAUCAUUUUAGGUAACAAUGACGCGCACAUGUGUGCCAUUAAUAAAUGUUAGUCCUCGUUUUGGGCUCAAUUUGCUCGAAGACGAUAUGCUGAGUUGGAAGAUUAUAUAUAUAGCAUCUACCCUUCCUACGUAGAAAUAUAAAGCACGCCACUUUAGUUACCAAAUAAAAAAAAACAGAAAAUCAUGGUUGUGGUAGUUAUUUGAAAUUGAUAUUUUGCUUAAUAGAGUUGGCGUGUGCGUAAACCUACCCAAGUGAUGCAUAUUAAUCCUACCCGCCCAACUCGGCACGUCGCUGCGAACGUCUAAUGUAUUAACAGUACAUUAAAAUUAACUUUAUUUUGGUUUAUUUGUUUAGCUUAAUUUAAACAAAGGUUCUAGAGCAGCUGGCUUUGGGGUGUGGCGAGUAUCGAUUUAAAUUAAGCUCAACAUGUAAUAUUGUGAUAUUUUGUAUUUUUUAUCCCAUUUUAAUUUUUAUACUAACAUAAACGUUAUUUAUAUUUGUGUACUCGUAGGAAUUAGAUAAAAUGCAACCACUGGGUUGUUUCGAUGCUUCCUUUAAUGUUAUUACGGUUUUUGUAAUGCUUUUUACCAUUUGCGUUAUUGCCAAGUCCUAAUUUGUGUUAUUGUACGAUGUUUUUAUUUCGCAUUUAAGCAACACUAUUUAGAAUUAAGGAUAGUCGUAUACUCGUAAGCUUCUUUAUUAGCAAAUAAUCAACUUUUAAACAAAGUACUCUAUAUAACCUGUAGCUAGUUAGUAACGUAUGUGUUACUCAAUAUUUAAAAUUAAAGGUAACCAACAUUAGGUACAUUAAUCUACGUUAUAUACUGGACCGAAUCUAAAAAACAUAAUAGUCAACAGUUACCCGAUGAAAUAACAGGAAUCAUACACGUCUUUAAAUCAUCACAAAUAAAAAUAAACGAGAAUAUUGACAUGGAAUUUAAAGCUUUUUAAUAUUACUCUAGUAUGAUAAGAUUUUUAUUAAUAGUAAUUUUAUCUUUCUAUAUGAUACGCAAAUGAUUAGAGAUAAGACACACGAGUGUCAUUUUUUAGAUGUUUCCCUUAUAUGUUGUGCAUCGUCGUGUAAGCUUCGCAAGGUAGGCUUGUAGUUAGGUUCUCGCGACUUCCUAGAAACUGAUAUCUUCUCGUAACCUUCCACUUAGAAAAUUGAAUUAAUGAAAUAUAAGUAAUUAAAAUUAAAGUGAAUCAAAUUGAAUAAGAACUUUUGACGACAAUAUAGAUACAUUCUUCAAAAAGUGGAAAUUUAUACAUAUGGCUAAUUUUAUUUGGAGUAUUUUG